GUUCUUUUUCCCAGUCGCUUUUGGACGGGAGAAAAUUAAUCGAGAGAUGCGAGAUCGGAGGAACUCCAGUUCCGCCGACGAAGCAUCGCGGGAACCUUCUCCACAAUCGCUAACGACGCCAUGAAGAGGAACGGCUCUGAGUGGGAUCUAGAGGACCUCUUUCGCCAGGACGACGGCGCAGCCGCCGGAGUUUAUUUUGAGGACGACUUCUCCACUGCCGCCGAUUUGAGCUUCCCUGCCGUUCGGGUGGACAAUAUGAGCAGCAAGACAGUGGGGAUUGGUGAUUCUAUGGCAGGAAGUCAGAUGUUGUCUCAGCCCCUCAAGACUUUCAAGCAAGCCAAAUUAUCUCCGACCAUGGAAACCCAAUCAUCCGUGUGUGCGAGCAGCCCAACGAGCUCAUUAAAGCCUAAAGGUCAUGACUACCAGGCCCUUGGAGGUACAAGUGGUUCAGAGCAGUCAGAUGAUGAAUCACAGGAAAUGGAACAGAGUACAAACAAGACUGACAUAAAACGUAUGAGAAGGAUGGUGUCCAACCGAGAAUCUGCUAGAAGAUCAAGGAAGAGAAAGCAGGCCCACUUGGCAGAUCUUGAACUACAGGUUGAUCAACUAAGAGAAGAGAAUUCCUCUUUGUAUAAGCAACUAACAGACGCCAAUCAACAAUUUGGGGAAGCUGUGACAGAUCACCGUGUGCUCAAGUCUGACGUGGAAGCACUGCGGGUUAAGGUCAAGAUGGCUGAAGAUAUGGUAGCUCGAGGUUCCUUGCCAUGCAGCAUGGACCAUCUCCUGCAAAACCAACUGGGAUUGGUUCAGAUGUUAAACACAAGGCAGCCAUGCCGAGCAGCAGAAGUGCUGCCAACAAUGCUAGUUCCUGGAGACGAUGUUUUCAAUAUCAUUGGCAUCCCAGCAGAUGGUCAGGUCCAGAACAUGGGAAUGCAAAACCGAGAAGCCAAGGAUGGACUGAAUCAGAGCAUUACUGGCUUGGAUGACCUGCAGAGCAGGAUCUCUGGCGGUGAAGUAACAAGCUGUGUGACGGAUGUUUGGCCAUGGGAUUCUCGCACACUCUCCAUUUCCAAACAAAUCUAGUGAAGGGAAUAGUCUAAGAAAUCAUUGCCAUGGCAUACGGGUCAUGAGCAUGCUUAUUGUAGUUUGUUGUUUGAUUAUUAUGUGGUUUUGUUUCCUCUUUUCAGCACAUCACAUGAAAUAAACACCUAACAGAGUACUAGUGUGUGCUUUGUCUUUGUUUAGUAUAUGUUGUUAUUAUUAUUAUUACCGCGACCGAAGGCGGCAUUUUGCUUUAUUAA
Molecule: messenger RNA, 1301 nt
Organism: Dioscorea cayenensis subsp. rotundata (Guinea yam)
Lineage: Eukaryota; Viridiplantae; Streptophyta; Magnoliopsida; Dioscoreales; Dioscoreaceae
Product: bZIP transcription factor RISBZ4-like
Exons: 6
Coding region: 121-1083 (320 amino acids)
Biological process (GO): regulation of DNA-templated transcription
Molecular function (GO): DNA-binding transcription factor activity
Source: RefSeq, a predicted model, not a curated record